AAAUUUCGCAGACAAAAAUUCGCAAUUUAGGGUUGGGGUUAUUAUUCCACAACAAAAAUGAAAGCUUCAGUCAAAUUCCGGGAGGACCAGAAGCCAUUGCUGCGGGCCAAAGUGCCCCUCAGCAUCUUGGGCUUGCCGUUCCAAUCGGGAAUCGUCGCCGGCGAGUCCAAGGAGCUCACUCUCAACCUCGGCACCUUCUUCGAAUCCGGGCCGUCGGUUCGGGUCGCCUACCGCCCCAACGACACGUGGAACCCCUUCUCCGUCGUCGUCAAGACCGGCACCGGCUCCUUCGGCUCUCCGUUCCACAGCUCCAUGCUGAUGAGCGCCGAAUUCAAUCUGCUCGGCCGCGGAAGCAACCCUAGCUUCAUGCUCCACUUCAAGCCUCAGUUUGGGGACUUCUCCGUCAAGAAGUCGUCGCAGUCCUCCGCCCUGGAUAAGAUGCUGGGCUCCCAAGACGGCGUCGUUUCCGGGGAGAAUCCGUCGAUCAAGGUCGUGGAGGCGCCGGCCGUGGACGGAUUGUUUCCCGGGAAGAAGAUUACGGUUUUGCCCUUCGAGAAAGCUGCCUCCGGUGCCAUGUCCGGUCUGUUCUCCGGGAUGGAGGUGUCGGCGAGGACGUCGAUGCCGGUGAGAAACCGGGCCGUGGUGAGCUUGCGGUGGGGAGUGAGGGUUCCGGCGGAGCUGAAGAGCGGGGAUUAUCGGACGGCGGGGAUUGCGUUUCAGAAAAUCCCGUUCCUGGUGAUGAACAAGAUCGGGAUCGAGCACGUGGACGGUGGGGAUUCGAAGGGAAGCAGCAACACAAAUGCCGGUCCGGGGUUGACGUUUCCGGGAAAUGUGGAGGUGGCGGAGGCUUGUUUUACUGUGAAGCGUCAGUUGGAGGCUUUACAGAGCGAGAAUGGGUUGCUGAGAAAAGCUGUGGAGGAUCUGCGGCAAGAAAUCGCCGGAGGGAGUUUCAAUUCGGGGAAGUACCGUGGAAUGGAGAGGAGUAGUGGGAAUUGUGACAAGAAAUCGCAAGAGGGAGAUGUGAGUGAGGAGUUGAAGAAGGCUCUAAUGGGUGCUUGAAUCUGCCGAAAAUUCAGUUAUAGGUUCUUUACGAGAUUGGUAAUGCUAUUUGGUGCAUUUAUAAGAACUUUUUUUGUGUUGUUGCUUGGUAUUAAGGUGGUGCGUGUACAUUGCUGCGUAAUAAGGGUAGGGUGGUGAUAGCAAUGAUUUUUGGAUCAAAAUUAUGAUAUUUAUAUGCUUUUGGUUAGUUAUGCAAUAGCUUGUGCUUGUAGCCUUGAUUUGUAUCAACUAAGUUUCGUCAUAUUACUCUGAAGUUUGUUUGCUAUGUGUAAAUGCUGAAAUCCAAUUGCAUACCCUCCAGGCUAAUAUGACUUAUUUGGUCUCUUAUA
Messenger RNA from Rosa rugosa (rugosa rose), 1388 nucleotides. RefSeq lists its product as uncharacterized. The transcript has a single exon. Lineage: Eukaryota; Viridiplantae; Streptophyta; Magnoliopsida; Rosales; Rosaceae. The coding region runs from base 58 to 1059 and encodes 333 amino acids. The record is from RefSeq and is a predicted model, not a curated record.